Molecule: messenger RNA, 1264 nt
Organism: Pieris napi
Lineage: Eukaryota; Metazoa; Arthropoda; Insecta; Lepidoptera; Pieridae
Exons: 1
Coding region: 166-1221 (351 amino acids)
Source: RefSeq, a predicted model, not a curated record
UCGCUGACGUGCUCGGAGGCCGCGCGCGUUUUCCUAUUUGUUGCGUAAACAAACUACUACGUAAUCAGUGAUUAAGUGAAGUGAACAGUGGCUAAACGCUUUGUGAUCAAGCAUCGUUGCAUCUUCGCUUAUUGUACUGGUCCGUCACAAGUGCAAACCCACAUAAUGAGUUCGUGCUUUGGCUGUCAACAGCUGGUCAGUGUCACUGAUAAAAUUUGUUGUUUUGAUUGUAAAAAUAACUUCCACUACGGCUGUGUUGGAUACACAAAGACCUCUUUUAGUAGACUUACGGCUAAAGCUAAGUCAAACUGGAAGUGUCCAGCAUGUAAAUUACCUACAAAAAACGACGAUAAUACUCCUGUUAAGUCAAUAUCCUACAGUCCUCCGCCCCACGCACCCUUACCGUCGGCGGCGGAUAACUUAGAUGAAUAUUUUAGGAGCAUGGAAGUAUCGCUAUUGUCGAAACUUAAGACUGAGUUGGUCUCUCUAAUUGAAGAUAAAAUACUAAAGGACAUACACAAAAAAGUAGGUGCAUUACCGCAGGUAAAGGCUCACCUGGACGAAAUAACGCGAAGUCUGAGCUUGUUGUCUGAUAAGUAUGAUACAAUUAUUGCAGACCAACAGCAAUCACGGGAAAAGAUCAGUAGACUCGAGAAGACAGUUUUAAAUAUAAACAAUAAGUGUGUGUACUUAGAGAAGUGCAAUGUUGCGCUCGAACAAAAGAUACAUGAGUUUGAGCAGGCUUCUCUAAAUGAUCGCAUAGAAAUAGUGGGCAUUGAAAAACUGCCAGGCGAAAAUGUCAUGGAGCUAAUUUCUAAGGUUGGGCAAAGAAUCAAUGUAAAUACUUCAGAUAUUGAGUGGGCCAGGCGAACCAUGACCACCCGCCCACUGAAAACUAGCGUUAAACCGGCACCUAUAGUGGUAAAAUUCAAGGUAUCAGGAGCUGACUCCCGUGACACUUGGUUGGCGCAGCGCCGUAAAAUAAUGGAGGUGACGAGUGGCGAUAUCACAGGUGGAUCGGCCACUAGCAAAUUAUAUAUCAACGAAGUACUUACUAAGGUAACUAGAACUCUGCUGUGGAACACGAGGAAGCAGCUUCAUGGCAUAUACAAGUACAUAUGGGUAUCUAGGGGUAAAAUACUAGUUAGAAAAAGUGAAGGGGAAAAGUCAAUAUGCAUUCGUAAUGAAAGUGAAAUCGUGGACUUACUUAACAAAAACUAAGUAUUUUUUUUUUAUUAACUACCUUAUAACUGGUGUUUAACUA